This is a messenger RNA of Xenopus tropicalis (tropical clawed frog), 2465 nucleotides long. It is a transcript of the gene ttc12, whose product is annotated as tetratricopeptide repeat domain 12. NCBI's taxonomy places the organism in Eukaryota, Metazoa, Chordata, Amphibia, Anura, Pipidae. The record is from RefSeq and is a predicted model, not a curated record. The transcript has 22 exons. Bases 88 to 2232 code for a protein of 714 amino acids.
CAAGCCUCGGCAAACAAUAGCACAUUGCUAGUCACUGGGGCAGGAAGUGCUGUGUUACUGUGAAGGCAGAUAGGAUUUUUUCCCACCAUGCCUACAAAGGAUAACUUGGAGAGUUUCCUAAAAAACAUUGACGAAAUCACUGAUAUCAUACAAGAUUUAAACUCCUCAGAUGAGUCACAUCGACAAGAGGCUUUCUUAAAAGCAGACAAAAGGCUUGCUCUGUUGAAGAACAAAGACAAUGAUGAUGGAAUCAGGACAACAGCAAAUAGAACUGUCAUAAACACAUCUCCUGAAGGAAUGUGUGCUUCUGGUAGCACUUAUCAUGCCAACAAGGACUCCAGACUGAUGCAAGAAAACGUCCUUGAACAUUUGGAAAAGGAUGCAAAAGAAAGAGCAGAAAGGCGGAAAGAGAACACGGCAAUGGCAAAUGCGCUGAAAGAACUGGGAAAUAAGGCCUUCUCAAAAGGUGAUUAUGAGACAGCUGUGAAAUGCUAUAGUGAAGGGGUUGAGAAACUUAGAGACAUGCAGGUCUUAUACACCAACAGAGCUCAGGCCUUUAUUAAAUUGGAAAAAUAUGAAAAUGCUAUCUCUGAUUGUCAAUGGGCAUUAAAGUGCAAUGAAAAGUGUGCCAAAGCCUAUGUUCACAUGGGGAAAGCAUAUCUAGGACUGAAGGAAUACAGUGAGGCAAGAAAAUGUUAUCUGAAGUUACUGGAUGUUGAUCCAAAUCUUGAAAAGCUAGUGAAAGAUUACAUUAAUACGGUGGAUUUACAGGAAGCAAACUUCAAACAGGAACAGGUUGCUUUGGAGGAACUGAAAGUGGCAAAGGAAGAUGCAGUGUCUGUCACUCAGCUGCUCCAGAAACUUUCCAAAGCAGAUCAGAUUGCUUUAUACUACUCAGGAGGCAUCAGACUACUAACCGAAGUAGUUAAGGACUGUACUGGACAGACCUUAUUCCGAAUGAAUAGUGGAUUCAGUAUAAUUGGAGAGAACAAGAUCAUUUUAAGGAGUCUUGACACAGUACAAGCAGAGGCUGAUCAGAUAGAUCUCUGUGAGUCUUCCCUUAAUCUAUGGAAAACAGUCUGCUGUGGAAAUGCAGAAAACCAGCGCUUGUUUUUCAAUAAUAACAGUGUGGUUGAAAAGAUUCCUUCGCUACUGUCCAGUCAGGUUCCUGAGAUCCAAAGCAAGACAUUGGCUCUGGUUGGUGUCUUUACUGAUUCAGAUUAUGGAAGGUCACUGCUUGUGCAAAGCAUGAAUCCACACAGUUUGUUGCAAAUCCUACUGGAAUGUGUGAGACUAUCUGAUGGAAGAGCAAGUACAGCAAUGGAAAUACUGCAAAGUCUAUCCCAGGAUGAGAAGGUGAAAAACUAUAUGAGGACUAACUUUUCUUCUGCUACUCUGCCUUGCUUUAUACUAAUACUGAGGACAUCAAAGGUGGUAAACAGAGAAGUGGUCCUUCACUGCAUCGGCUUGCUAGGUCACUUAAUAGAGGAUGGAAAUAUUAGGGGUCAGGUGUCUGAAUCACCAGAAUGCUGGGAUGCCUGCAUGUUAUUUCUGGAUGAGUGCAGCUUGUUAGCUGCUGAAGAAGAACAAAGACAAGUUUUAUCUGCAAUACUUGGACUCAUGUUCAACUUGUCCUUAGAGAUUAACUCAGCUAUUCAGGAACGAGGAAUCGCAAUUACCAACAAAUGCAUGAACCUUCUGAACAUUAAAGAUGGACAAGUCCUGAUGAGAUGUGUGGGUAUUCUUAGCCGGGUUGUUCCACAAUGCCCUGCAGCUGUGGAGCAGGUAGUGCAAAGAGGAAUUAUUAAGAAGCUUGUAAAACUGUUAAAGGCAGGUGGAAAGAGAACAUCUGUUUUUGCUGCAAAGGUUCUGGCUGUGUGCACUAAAGUUGAUUCUGUAGCAAAGAAGGAUAUGAUAAAGUAUGAUAAACAAUUUAGUACUUUGCUAAGUCUUUUGCAUUCUGAGGAUGAGACCAUCGUUGGCAACAUAUCACUCUGCUUGGGUAACUGUUUUGAGGUUCCUGGUGCAGCCGCCUCUCUGUUGCAGACUGAUAUCCUGAAACUACUUCUGACUCAUGCUGGUGGGGAUGCACAAACGACUAAAGUGCAGCAGAAUGCUGCUAUUGCAUUGGGAAAACUGUGUACUGCAGAGCCAAGAUAUAUGACCCAACUUCGCCAACUUAAUGGAAUAGAGAUUCUUCACUCUUGCAUGAAAUAUAUGAAAUCACUUUGAAAUGUUUUUAUACCACAGUAUUAUACAGUAUUGAUGUCCAUGGUAGAAUGAGGACACUUUUUUAAAAAAAAGUAUUUUAUAUGGCAUGUAUUUUUUAAAUAUCUUUUUUUAGUUGGCAUUUAGAAAAAAGUGUUAAAUAAUUAUAUGUUUUUCUGUACAGUAUGUUAUAUUCUACAUUUUUUCUGUGUUCCUUGUUUCCUAUAGGUAAGCAGUGUAAUAAAUAAUAUGACUUA